AUGGUUCUUGGAGCGUUGUUUUCAUCAGCUGUAACCUCAGUACCCCGCAGCUUCCUGGUCUACGGUGUCCCUGGCCUUGUGCUGCUGUGGCAGGGCGGCCGGCUGCUGAACAGGCUGUGGUGGCAGCCGCGGCGGCUGGAGCGAGCUCUUCGCGCGCAGGGCCUCCGCGGCACGUUGUACCGCUUCCUCACCGGCGACCUAAAGGACUUCGACCGGCUCAACAAGGAGGCCUGGGCCAGGCCACCGCUGCCGCUGGGGUGCCACGACAUCGUCCCCCGCGUCACGCCGUUCCUCUGCAACCGCGUCCGGGAGCACGGCAAGACGUCCUUCGCCUGGUUCGGGCCGAUCCCCAACGUGACUAUCACCGAUCCCGCGCUGGUCAAGGACUUGCUCUCCAACAAGUUCGGCCACUUCGAGAAGCCUCAGUUCCCGGCCUUGACGAAGCUGCUCUCCGACGGACUAAAGAGUUGCUCAUGUAACUCGUCCAUUUCAGCAUUUCUCCGAGGGCUGGUUGGGAAAAGAAUUCAAGCCAUGAAAGAAGGUGAACCCACCAAAGACGAUCUACUGGGAUUAUUGCUGGAGUCAAACAUGAGGGACACGGACGGGAACGGCCAGUCCAGCCUAGGGAUGACGAUCGAAGACGUCAUUGAGGAGUGCAAGCUGUUCUACUUCGCGGGGAUGGAGACAACAUCAGUGCUGUUGACAUGGACAAUGAUCCUACUCAGCAUGCACCCGGAGUGGCAGGGCCAUGCAAGGGAGGAAGUGAUUGGCUUAUUCGGGAAAACUAAACCAGAAUAUGAGGGAUUAAGCCGCCUCAAAACGGUGAAUAUGAUCCUUUACGAGGUUCUCCGAUUAUACCCGCCGGGCGUCAGGUUCAGCCGGAGAACCUACAAGGAGAUGAAGAUUGGAAAUGUAACGUAUCCAGCUGGUGCGUUCAUCGAGAUCCCUGUUCUGUUUAUGCACCAUGAUCCUGACACCUGGGGAAGUGACGCCAACGAUUUCAAGCCGGAGAGGUUCGCCGAGGGGAAUUCCAUGGCAUCCAAGGCCUCAGGCGCGUUCCUCCCGUUUGGUUGGGGACCUCGCAUAUGCAUCGGCCAAAACUUUGCACUCCUUGAGGCCAGGAUGGCGAUGUGCAUGAUCUUUCAGCGGUUUGAAUUUGAGCUCGCACCAUCUUAUACUCAUGCACCAUAUGCGGUGCUGACGCUGCAUCCGAUGCAUGGUGCUCAGAUUAAGCUUAGGGCAUCGUAA
Messenger RNA from Panicum virgatum (switchgrass), 1248 nucleotides. Its product is annotated as cytochrome P450 72A15-like. The transcript has 4 exons. The record is from RefSeq and is a predicted model, not a curated record. The coding region runs from base 1 to 1248 and encodes 415 amino acids. Lineage: Eukaryota; Viridiplantae; Streptophyta; Magnoliopsida; Poales; Poaceae. Gene Ontology annotation, molecular function: monooxygenase activity; oxidoreductase activity, acting on paired donors, with incorporation or reduction of molecular oxygen; heme binding.